CCAGCCCGCCGGGGGCGGGGCAAGCGGCGGCGGUCACGUGGUGCCGCCGGAAAUGGCGGUCCUUAACGGUGAUGAUGGCUAGAGGGACCGAGCUGGUGAAAAUGGAAACACGCAGUACGUCGCUCUUCCGGUCGGACGCCUGAUUGCGGCUCCCGCCGGCCGAGGGACAGCACGCCGCUGACCAUGGAGCACAUCAUAACGCCAAAGGUGGAAUAUGUAAAGUUGCUUGACCGGUUUACUUCGAAGAAACCAACACUGGGAACACUUUACUUGACUGCAACACAUCUGAUAUUUGUAGAAUCUACAUCAGAGGUCCGAAAGGAGACAUGGAUCUUGCACCAUCACAUUUCAGCAAUAGAGAAGCUUCCCCUUACUUCUGCAGGGUGUCCAUUGUUAAUCCAUUGCAAGAACUUCAGAGUUGCACACUUCGUUAUUGGUCGAGAGCGUGAUUGCCAUGAUGUUUACAGUUCACUUCUCAGACUGUCACAACCAGUGGAGUAUGAGGAACUUUAUGCUUUCUCAUACAACCCUAAACAUAAGGAAAUGGAGAGAGACAUCGGCUGGAAAAUGAUAGAUUUAAGGGAAGAAUUUCAGCGAAUGGGAGUACCUAAUGGACACUGGGAGCAGACCGAUGUCAAUGAAAAUUAUCAGACCUGUAGUACUUAUUCAUCUGUUCUCUAUGUACCAAGAGAAGCCACCAAGCCAACAAUAGUAGGCAGCUCAAAAUUCAGAAGUAGAGGACGAUUUCCUGUUCUUUCUUACUUUUACAAGAAAAACAAUGCUGCCAUUUGCAGGUGUAGUCAGCCAUUGUCAGGAUUCAGUGCCAGGUGUGUGGAAGAUGAACAAAUGCUACAAGCCAUCAGCAGGUCCAAUCCUGGGAGUUCUUUUGUAUAUGUGGUAGACACUAGACCAAAGCUGAAUGCCAUGGCAAAUAGAGCUGCUGGGAAGGGGUAUGAAAAUGAAGAUAAUUACUCCAAUAUUAGGUUCCAGUUUGUUGGUAUUGAGAACAUCCAUGUGAUGAGGAACAGUUUGCAAAAACUUUUAGAAGUAUGUGAGUUGAAAACGCCUUCAAUGAGUGAUUUUCUUACGGGCUUGGAAAAUUCUGGCUGGCUGCGACAUAUCAAAGCUGUCAUGGAUGCUGGUUUCUUCAUAUCAAAGGCUGUGGCUGAAGAAAAUGCCAGUGUAUUGGUCCACUGUUCUGAUGGGUGGGAUCGUACUGUUCAAGUUUGCUCAUUAGCUGGCCUUCUCUUGGAUUCCUACUAUCGAACAAUAAAGGGAUUUAUGGUUCUUAUAGAAAAAGAAUGGAUCGCUAUGGGACACAAAUUUUCCCAAAGAUGUGGCCAUCUAGAAGGUGACCCCAAAGAAAUUUCACCUGUGUUUACUCAGUUUAUUGAAUGUAUCUGGCACCUGAUGGAUCAGUUUCCAUGUGCUUUUGAAUUUAAUGAGAAGUAUCUGCUGGAGAUCCACGACCACAUCUCCUCUUGCCAAUUUGGUAAUUUCAUUGGAAACUCCCAAAGAGAACGUCAAGAGUUGAAAAUACAAGAAAAGACUCAUUCCUUGUGGCCGUUUCUACUGGGAAAGCAAUAUCUGUACCGGAAUCCCCUGUAUAAACCCAGUGCAAUAAAUACGGUGUUAAAGCCCAAUACCGCUCCUUUUAAUUUCAGGUUCUGGUGUGGAAUGUAUAAUCGUUUUGAUCGAGGAAUGCAACCAAAACAGUCAGUUCUAGAUUCUCUGCAAGCUGCAGCAAAACAAAAAUCCGAGCUAGAAGAAACUGUAGAAGAUCUGAAUCAGGAACUUCUUCAUGUAAAUGAAUCGCACUCUGGUGCUUCUGUUACCUUAUCAAUGAAGCUUUCGACUGAGGAACACACUCCCCAGAUUCAAGUAUUAAAUGCUUCUCAGGACGAUACAGAAGAAAACAAAGUUCCAUUAGCAAAUGGCAUGGAGGAUUUAGUAGAAACUAUUUCUGAUGGGAGUGAAGAAAGGGAAAAUAUACUGGAUUCUUCAUUUACGCACGAGUCCACUUCAAAUUACACGGACUCCCUUUCCUUAGUCAAAAUGAGCAUACAAGGGGACGAAGAACAUCAUGAAAUCUUUCAAGACAAGGUUGAAAAAUAGUUACUCAUUUUGAAACAAAUUGUUUUUGUGUUUGUUCCCAAGCAUAUUUUGUCUUAAUAUUUUCAUAUUAUUCUGCAAAAGUGUCAAAAGGGAAAAUGCCAAGAAAUAGCUGUGUAACAAAUAUAUUCCAGGUUUAGAAAAGGAAUCUAUCUCGCUGCUUAAAUCACAUGAUUUACUUCAGAGAGACAAUCUUAUAAGAAGCACACUCUUGGUAUUAAUACUUAUCCAUUAGGAGGCCCUGAUGGAUAUUUGGUGAAUGUCCAUAAUGGAUGGGAGACCGUCAUUACUUUGGCCCUGAAUUCUUUUUACAAGGCUUCUGAAUUCCUGAUAUGCCCCGAGUGAUGAGGCUCAGAUGUUAUAAUCUGUCCAGUUAUUGCAGAUGUAUUUUAUUGUAUUUGUCAACUUUUAAAGUUCCAAUCUUCGUAAGUAGCUUCAUUGUAGUAUUUCUGAGUUUUACUACUGAAGAAACCAGUUUUGGAUAUGGUAAAGCAUUUUAGAAACCCAAACUGGCUGCUUUGUAUAUAUUGAGUAUAACCAAUAUGUUUUCUAAAAUUGGAAAUUAUUAAGUUUUAGCUGUAAUAUGUAAUAAACUGAUGAUGAUUGUUUCCCUCUUUAAUUAUCUUCAGUUUCCCCCCCUCAGCUAUAUUUCUAUUCCAUAUCUUUUGAUAUGGCUUUUCUGCUGUCACCAGCUUUGUGAUAUAUUAGCUAACUAGCUGUUUUUAUGUAAACUUGUAAGAUAAAUUAUUCUCCGGUUAUAUUCAAAUCCAAUUGUGUUCUCAACAUGUCUUCAACUUGCAUUUCCCAUCUAAAGUGUAAGAAAUAAGAACUUGAGCAGCUGAAGUGUUGGCAUUAACUAACUAUGAAUAUCUAGCUUUAGAGAUAGUCACUUGGCUAAGGCCAUCUACAGUCCUAUCAAUGAUCAAGCAACUCAGAACAAGGAAGGGAAUUUAUUCAGGCUUUGGUGUGGAAAGACCCUUAUGAGAUGUGUCCUUGGAAGUAGCUGCAAUUCAAUUAUUUUCACAGAAUGCCUUGUGAACAGGUUAUACUAUUAUUCUGCUUAUUAUGAAAAGUUACCACAGUUCUUUCAAUGUGAUUGUGAGAUGUUGUCACCUGAUACUGCCUGUUGAACAGUAUUUGUUGCAGUUAGUGCUAAUGUCUUAUUUCAUUUGAGAUUUAGAAAUAUGAAAUCUUUUUCAUGAGAUUUAACAAAAAGUUUAUUUUCUAAUCAUUAAAGAGUUAUCAUUUGUAUUUUUAAUGUUGGCUUAUUUUCCAGUUUAUUCAAAUUCUGAACUUUUGUUAUUAUUUGUCAUGUCUCCAGAUUCAGGUUUCUAAUCUAAUCUAGACUACCCAGUACCGCUUCCUAAUACCAAACCCAAUACAGUGACCCAGAAGGUCAUUCAGAGUCUAUUUUCUUCAACUAUUUUGGGGAUUUGUGAUGUGCAGAAUACUUUGCCAGAUUUGCAAUGUUCUUGUCCACUAGUGUUGCUUGCUGUCAGUAGCAGAUUUUCUCUUAGGAUCUCAUCAGAAGCAAAUGAGUAAAUAUUAACUGCAAGUGUCAUUAAACUCAACUUCUCUAAAGCCUUUA
This is a messenger RNA of Hypanus sabinus (Atlantic stingray), 3700 nucleotides long. It is a transcript of the gene mtmr8, whose product is annotated as myotubularin related protein 8. The record is from RefSeq and is a predicted model, not a curated record. Gene Ontology annotation, molecular function: phosphatidylinositol-3,5-bisphosphate phosphatase activity. Gene Ontology annotation, cellular component: nuclear envelope. NCBI's taxonomy places the organism in Eukaryota, Metazoa, Chordata, Chondrichthyes, Myliobatiformes, Dasyatidae. The transcript has 14 exons. Gene Ontology annotation, biological process: negative regulation of autophagy. Bases 184 to 2115 code for a protein of 643 amino acids.